AUGGUACUCCAAAUCCUGAGCGUCGACCAACUCUUUGGAUAUUGCUCAAGAGCUAUUUCCAGAGAGGGGGAGAUAAGGUCUGACGCUGGACCAUCUACUGCUGUUGUUGCCUCUUUACCUGCCGCUCCCACAACCGAUAAAGAUGAAGCUGAAGCUCCUAGAGCUGAAGCUGAUGCUAAUGUUGUCAAUGAAAUCCCAACCUCCUAUGAAGCUCUUGCACCUGAGGAAGUUGAUGUCGUCCGAGCUGACACUAAAGCUCGCGACGAUGAUCUUCCUAUCACCUAUGCAACUAAUGCUGGUGAUGUGGAAGAUGAUGAUGAAGAGGAUGACGAUGAAAAUGGUGAGUCUCCUGACCUCCCUGACUCCGACAGUGAACUGGAUGACGACGAUUUCACAAUCUAG
Cynara cardunculus var. scolymus (artichoke) is the source of this 402-nucleotide messenger RNA. Its product is annotated as trigger factor-like. NCBI's taxonomy places the organism in Eukaryota, Viridiplantae, Streptophyta, Magnoliopsida, Asterales, Asteraceae. The transcript has a single exon. The coding region runs from base 1 to 402 and encodes 133 amino acids. The record is from RefSeq and is a predicted model, not a curated record.